AUGCAUUUACGCAGAAGUUCCUCCUUAGACUCGAUCAAAAUUCACGAUCGAUGUGCCAGUGAAAUCGUUUUACGCGAGAUAGCCUUAUCACAGGAACUGAAAAGAGUGGCACAAGAAAUAUUGGAUUCGUCCGGGUUACGAAAACGGUUCCACCAUCUACAAUGCAGAAAUAUUUCCAUGCUUCAAGCCGACAAAAACCAUAUCCGAGUAAAGUUAGAGGGUCCAAACGAUUCACUUGAUAGUUCACGUGCUAACAGGUAA
This is a messenger RNA of Schistosoma turkestanicum, 261 nucleotides long. NCBI's taxonomy places the organism in Eukaryota, Metazoa, Platyhelminthes, Trematoda, Strigeidida, Schistosomatidae. The record is from the annotation of a GenBank genome assembly.